UCUCAGCAGAGAUCAGGCGGACGGGGACGCGGGGCGGCGGUGCGGUGCGGUGCGCUCGGUGCACGCUCUCCAACAAAACAAACUAACUAAAAACCAAACUGAGGAGACUUUUUGUUAGACGGAUUUUAUUUUUCCGAAAGUUCCCUAAAGUGCUCAGUAAAGUGGGGUCCGGGUAGAGGAUCUGGGUUUGGGAUUUACUUUGUGUGUGCUGCUUGUCAGGGAGCGGGGAGGAGCAGCGGAGCGGAGCCGGAUCGAGGAGCCCAUGCGGACUGGACUGACUUAUCAAUGAAGCAGGAGAUCAUGGCGGAGGGUCCCCGCUGCAAGAGGCGAAAACAGGCCAACCCCCGGAGGAAGAACGUGUUGAACUAUGAGAAUGUGGUGGAGACGGGUUCAGAGACAGACGAGGACGACAGGACGCUGGUCUCUGAGGACAACGGCCUCGCUAACGGCGGCGGCGGAGGAGGAGGAGGCGAGGAUGAAGAGCUCGGCGGCCCGGCCGGCGUGCCCACUCUGGAGGCGUCGCCCCGGGUCGCCCACGCCCUGCUGUCCUCAGAGGCCCCCGAGGGCCAGGAGGGACUCCAGAACCACCACCGCUGCUGGAGACUCAGAGACGACGCCGACGGACACCUGAACGGCGCCGGUGACAGGAAGGACGAGCGCGAGCGUCUCGGCCCGGAGGCGACUCUGCACGCCGUGGGAAACAGUACAGUGAAGCGACUGGAAGGCGUCUCUGAACUGGACGAGUACUUCCUGAAACGUAAACUGGAGGACAGCGACGGUCACCCGGCAGCCAUCGCAGAGUACCUGCAGCGCAGUGACACCGCCAUCAUUUACCCAGAAGCCCCGGAGGAGGUGACGCGACUGGGCACGCCCGAGGCCGUCGGACAAGACGACAGCGAGCACGACCUGCUGUCCGGCACACCUGACGACUUCGCCCAGCUGCUCACCUGUCCGUACUGCGACCGCGGAUACAAGCGUCUGACGUCUCUGAAGGAACACAUCAAAUAUCGCCACGAAAAGAACGAGGAGAGCUUCGCCUGCCCGCUGUGUGCCGACACCUUCAGCCACCGCUCGCAGCUGGAGCGUCACAUGACCACACACAAGCCCACCAGAGACCAGCCGCCACUGCUGAACGAAGGAGCUGGAAACCGCAAGUUCAAAUGCAGCGAAUGUGGAAAAGCCUUCAAAUACAAACAUCACCUGAAGGAGCAUCUUCGUAUUCACAGCGGUGAGAAGCCGUACGAGUGCUCCAACUGUAAGAAGCGCUUCUCCCACUCAGGCUCCUACAGCUCCCACAUUAGCAGCAAGAAAUGCAUCGGCCUUAUUGCCGUCAAUGGACGAGUACGCAAUGGAAGCAGCGGCAAGCCUGGCUCCUCCCCCAACUCCACAACCUCAUCACCUGGAAGCCCCGCCCUUGCCCAGCUCCGCCACAAGCUGGAAAACGGGCGACCGCUCGGCCCUCAAGACCAGCAGGUUCAUCUUGACAUUAAAGCUGAGCCGAUGGACUUCAACGAGUACCGGCUGCUGAUGGCCUCUCAGCACGGGUUUGGGGCACCAGGGGUCUACUUGAAUGGCCGUGGCGGAAGCCCACUGGCCCUCCACAGCUCCUCCCAGAGCCCCCAUCAACAUCUGGGAGGCAUGGGGCUCGACCACCCCCUGCUGGGCUAUGCAGGACCUUUCGGGAACAACCUGAGUGAAGUGCAGAAGGUGCUUCAGAUUGUGGACAACACGGUAUGCAGGCAGAAGAUGGACGGGAACCCAGAGGAGAUCUCCAAGCUCAGGGCCUACAUGAAGGAGCUGGGGGCCCAGAUGGAGGAGCAGAAGCUAGCCCAGGCUGGCUUCCAGGUGGUGGGUCAUGGCAGCCCCACAAAGAGCAUCAUCGAUUAUACGCUAGAGAAGGUCAACGAGGCCAAAAGCCUGAUUGACGACUCCAAGAGGCAAGUGGACAUCAAGAAGGAGAAGCCAAACCACUCAAUUGAUCUCAGCAGUGAGGAAAAAUCCCAUGAUGACCAGAAUCAGUUCCUGUCAUUCUCCUGCCAGUACUGCAAGGAGACAUUCCCAGGGCCCAUCCCACUGCAUCAACACGAGCGCUACCUGUGUAAAAUGAACGAGGAGAUCAAAGCAGUCCUGCAGCCGGCUGAGGGCUGUCCUGCCAGUCGCAGGGGGGCAGUGGCCUCUGAGCUGUCCAGAAAUGAGCAAGCCACCAGCCCCCUCAACCCCUUCAAGGACCACGUGUCAGUGCUCAAGGCCUACUUUGCCAUGAACACUGAGCCCAACUCAGAGGAACUGCUCAAGAUUUCCAUUGCUGUAGGCCUUCCUCAGGAGUUCGUCAAGGAGUGGUUUGCCCAGUGGAAAAGCCAGAACCACCACGGAGGCUGUCUGAGGAAAAAAUCGCCCCCUCCUGACCGCAGUGGACUGGAUAUCAACCACAGCUUGAGCCACUCACCAAUGUCUCUUCCUGCUGCAGAUUUGCAUGGAGGCUUCACUAAUGAUGAUGCCUCCCACAGAUUCACCAAGGCCAACCAGUUUACAGCCAGCAGGCAGACAACAGGGGACAAACCUCUAGACCCCUUGGACCACUUGAGGAGCAACACUCCUUCACCCCUCAACCUUUCCUCUACUUCCUCCAAAAACUCUCAGAGUAGCUCUUACACUCCAAACAGCCUAGCUUCUGAGGAUGCACAUGGGGAUAUACCACUGGAUCUGUCGCUGCCCAAACACAUGGCACAGAAGCUCAUCUCUGUGGGGGAAAAGCGAUCCAGGCCCAAUGGUUUCAUCACUGAGCGCAACGGAGACACUCAAGGACGAGAACAGGUGUCUGGGCCCUUAGAUCUGGUCAACAUCAAGAAGGAGGUCCUGGGCUCUGAUGGUGGAGGGAACUCCGUCCAUCAGCAGGAGAAAAGCACAAGUCCUAUCUUUGGGAUUAACCCCUUUGCUGGCAGUCCCGUCUACACCUCCCUGCCACCUCAUGGAGCAUUUCCUCCACCCACCUUCAUGUCUCCUGCUCAGGCCACCAUCCCGGGCCUCAGACCUUACCCAGGUCUCGACCCCAUGAGCUUCCUGCCCCACAUGGCCUACACGUACGCUACCGGGGCGGCCACAUUUGCUGAAAUGCAACAGAGGAGAAAGUACCAACGGAAACCAGGUUUCCAGGGGGAGCUGCUGGAUGGGACGGCAGACUAUCUGUCAGGCCUGGACGACCUGACAGACAGCGAUUCGCUGCUCUCCAGGAAGAAGAUUAAGAAGACUGAAAGUGGUAUGUACGCGUGUGACUUGUGCGACAAAACAUUCCAGAAGACCAGUUCCCUCCUAAGACACAAAUAUGAGCACACAGGGAAGCGUCCUCACCAGUGUCAGAUCUGUAAGAAAGCCUUCAAACACAAACACCAUCUCAUCGAACACUCGCGCCUGCACUCCGGAGAGAAACCGUACCAGUGCGACAAGUGCGGGAAGCGCUUCUCUCACUCGGGCUCGUACUCGCAGCACAUGAACCACCGGUACUCCUACUGCAAGAGGGAGGCGGAGGAGCGCGAGGCGGCCGAGAGGGAGGCCAGGGACAAGGGCGGAGGAGGCGUGGCGGUCGGGGGCGUGGAGCCCACCGAGCUGCUGAUGAGGAGGGCCUACCUGCAGGGGCUGGGACCGCUCGGGUACUCGGACCCCGAGGACCAGCAGGAGGACGGCGGAGGCGGAACGAUCCUGAGGGACGGCGGCGAGCGAAGAACAGGAGAGGAGAGGGAAGUGGACACAAAGAUGUACGAGGAGGUGACAGACAGACGGGAGGCAAGUUUCAGGGAAGGAGAGGAGGAAGAGGAGGAGGAGGAAAAGGAAGGCGACAGCAGGAGCCAGAUGGACUCAACGAGGGACGACAAGGGCAAAGACACGAAGCAGCUGAUGGACGAGAGUUCACGAGAAGGGAAGACAGACGGCAAGUCGGACCAGGACGACUGAUCCAAAAGACAAACUUAAAAAAGCUUUCGAACAUUUGUUCCGUUGGCUCGACGCAGAAAGAGGAGCUUUUUAUUUUUAAGGGACUGUACUCAAAUGAUCUGGGGUGUAAAGAUAUUCUAGGUUUGAUUUCAUCUGAAGGGAUUUCAGAUGUCAGGUACACGUGUUCAUCAUGAAGGUGCAGCAGUCCUCUUACCUGCAUCAGGACGUCAUCUGUCCGAGGCAGACGCCGUCAGCUCGUAGCUACACGGAUCACCACGUUUUUUUACGAUGACUUGUGAUUUUCUACAGUUCCUCCCUCUCGGAGUUAAAUUAGCAUCGUAACAGAGACUACAGACCUUUAUUCGUGUUCUUUGACAUGUUACUGACAUCUUCGUAGGUUUAUUUGGACUUUCAUGGCCUUCAAAUUUUUAAACAGUUUCUUGUCCAAUUUUCUUUCUCUAACUUGCUUCUGUGAGUUUCUGCAUGUAAACCAACCGCUGGUGCUUUAAAACGCUCACGAAAUGUUGCUCAGUAUCAAUGUUUCCCUCAACAAACACUCUCAUUUGAACCUGGUUAGCUAACAUGCUAGACGGCCUUCUUGCUAGUGUAAAUUACAGAGCUAAUGCUAACAUUUAAAUGAAUGCUAUCAGUCAGUCAAGUAACCAGCUAGCUGCGCGACUGAUCACCGCGUCAUCAAAGUAAGUUGGAAAGUGAUGCAGAUUAAUUGCACUGAUCGUUCAAAGGUCAUGAAAUGUCUCGUACAAAGUUCACCAUCACGUUCCGACUGGUUCUGCUCAGUGAAGCGGAACCAAACGUGACGUGAGGUUGUGUUUACGUUGGUAACGCUGGGAGGGAGGCCUGUUUUCAAUGUGAUGCGGCUCCUCCCCACACCCCAAAUCAUUUUGGUACAGUCCCAAACUGCAGAUGCAACUCAAUGAUGGCCAACAUCCACGUCAUGAAGCUGGGUGGGAUUGUUUAAAAAUCCACAUUAUGCAAAAAAUACAGAAGAAAAGAAGUAAUAAUGAUUAUCAUUAUGACGAGAUGAAGUGAAGCUGUUUUUAAUGUACAGUAUUAUAAAGGCCUAAAAGCUGUGUGGUGCUAUAAUGUUCUUAACUUCCUGUGUCUUGUUGUGUUUGAAACCCCACAUCAGGAAAUUGCACUCGACUCCCCAAAUCACUACAAAAAAAAGAAAAAAGAAAAAAGAGGGAAAAAAGCCUCGAACACUCGUCACUUCCUGUCAGUGUUACUGUUGUAUUUUCUGUCUCCUUUUACUGUGACAUUUUUUAUUUUGAUCCUGUUUUGUUAUUUUUGCCAACUAACCACACGACUUUGGGCCUCCUUUUUUUCUUUAUGUGAAGGAACAUUUAAACCUGUGUGAUUUUCAAAAUAAAAUGUCGAUGUGAGUCUUAAAAAGGAGAGGAGGGAGCGUAAUAUGAAAGGGCUCCGUUUUAAAAAGACAAAACUAAAAAAGGACAGAGCCUUUUUUUGUGUGUUGAUUUUUUCUCCAGAGAAAGCCUUAUAUGCAAACCUUUUCACCUGUUCUGCAAAGUGCCAUCCCUGUACAGUGUACAUCACCUGUGUCCUCUCUGCUCUGCUUCACUAUGAAAAAUGAAUAUUUCAUCUUGUUUUUGAUUCGUCAGUAUUAGCAUAGGUAGACGGCAGUUUGUUAGUUUACAUACGUUCGUGCAAUUUUCUGUAUUUUUUUGUUCCAUGACAGUAUUUUUUGUCAGUAUUACUUUUUGGUUUCUGUUGAAUUUGAAACACAAAUUUCUUUUUUUUUUUGUUUGUUUUUAUUUGAGAAUUUACCAUUUUAUUUAUGUGACUCAUUUUAUAUUUCCUAAUUUUAUUUAUUUCAUACUGUAGUGUACAGUAUUAGAGUUCCUCACAAAUAGAUAUAUUUUAGUAAAAAUGAUUCUGUCAUUGACUAUUGGAGCAAAACUAUGAAUAGAGAGCGUCUAUGGUAUUUGGAAAAAUUCAGCUGUUCUGUUUUUGUUUUAUUUUCUUUGAAACUACUGGAAAUUCUAAAUUUGGGGAACUUUUGAUACAAUGAUUAUUGUGAAAACACUGUAUUUUUGAGAGUAAAAAAAUCCACUUUAUUCAUCCCAUUGAAAAGGUGAUGAAGGACUGAUGAUGAAAGAAUUCCUAAAAUGUCUGAAGUAUUAGUAUUGAAUUUUUCAUUUCUCUUGGAGAUGACCAUGCUCGAAUAAAUGUAGCCAAAUUAAAUUUUAAUAAAACUGUGUUAUUCUUCUUGUAA
Molecule: messenger RNA, 6181 nt
Organism: Chelmon rostratus (copperband butterflyfish)
Lineage: Eukaryota; Metazoa; Chordata; Actinopteri; Chaetodontiformes; Chaetodontidae
Gene: zeb2a
Product: zinc finger E-box binding homeobox 2a
Exons: 9
Coding region: 286-3948 (1220 amino acids)
Biological process (GO): regulation of transcription by RNA polymerase II; anatomical structure development
Molecular function (GO): DNA-binding transcription factor activity, RNA polymerase II-specific; RNA polymerase II cis-regulatory region sequence-specific DNA binding
Source: RefSeq, a predicted model, not a curated record